Messenger RNA from Microthlaspi erraticum, 717 nucleotides. The record is from the annotation of a GenBank genome assembly. Lineage: Eukaryota; Viridiplantae; Streptophyta; Magnoliopsida; Brassicales; Brassicaceae.
AUGAGCUCCCAAAUCUGCAGAUCUGCUUCGAAAGCAGCGAGGUCUCUUCUUUCUUCAGCUAAGAAUGCUCGUUUCUUCUCCGAAGGACGAGCCAUUGGUGCAGCAGCAGCAGUUUCUGCAUCUGGAAAGAUCCCUCUCUAUGCAUCUAACUUUGCAAGAUCUUCAGGCUCUGGUGCCGCCUCAAAGAAUUGGCUCACCGGACUCGUAGCUCUACCUGCUGCAGCCUUGAUGCUUCAAGAUCAAGAGGUUCUUGCUGCUGAGAUGGAACGUACAUUCAUUGCUAUCAAGCCUGAUGGAGUUCAAAGAGGACUGAUUUCAGAGAUCGUUUCUCGAUUCGAACGUAAAGGCUUCAAGCUUGUUGGCAUCAAAGUCGUUGUUCCUUCAAAGGAUUUCGCUCAGAAGCAUUACCAUGAUCUUAAGGAAAGACCUUUCUUCAAUGGCUUGUGUGACUUCCUUAGCUCUGGUCCUGUUAUCGCCAUGGUGUGGGAAGGAGAAGGAGUGAUCAGAUACGGACGUAAACUGAUUGGAGCCACCGAUCCUCAAAAAUCUGAGCCUGGAACUAUCCGUGGAGAUCUUGCAGUUGUUGUUGGGAGGAACAUAAUCCAUGGAAGUGAUGGACCAGAGACGGCAAAAGAUGAGAUCAAUCUUUGGUUCAAGCCUCAAGAACUUGUUUCUUACACCAAUAACGCUGAGAAGUGGAUCUAUGGUGACAACUAG